Messenger RNA from Danaus chrysippus (African queen), 387 nucleotides. NCBI's taxonomy places the organism in Eukaryota, Metazoa, Arthropoda, Insecta, Lepidoptera, Nymphalidae. The record is from the annotation of a GenBank genome assembly.
CUGCUGACAUCUACUGACACCGCUGACACCGCUGACAUCGCUGACAUCGCUGACAUCGCUCUUGUGCCCCGACACUCUGACCCAGUUGACGACUUUGUUCAUGAAUCGCUUUAUGCCUGUGGACUAUCAGACGUGACCCACAUAGAGAGUCUUCAAGAGAAAUCACAAUGCGCCCUCGAAGAAUACUGCAGAAGUCAAUACCCCAACCAACCCACUCGCUUCGGGAAGCUGCUCCUAAGGCUACCUUCAUUACGGACAGUGAGCUCUCAGGUUAUCGAGCAGCUGUUCUUCGUGAGGCUGGUGGGCAAGACUCCCAUCGAGACUCUGAUCAGGGACAUGCUGCUGUCGGGCAGUUCGUUCUCGUGGCCGUACAUGGCGACCAUGUGA